GCCAGAACAAUGUCAAUUACUUGGUAGUUAUUAGAUAUAUUCCUCUAUUGUGCCCCUAACCCGGCUAUCCAUACAUCCAAAAGAAGGGUCGUACCUGGGUUAACCGGAUGUAAUAGAUAGCUUGCACAGUCGCAUGGUCCGAUCGAGGGAGGUGGCCUCUUCCCCCCUCGUAUAAUGGACCUUUGAAGUUUGAACCCAAUAUUUAUUAUAUACUUAGUUACCAGAAUAACAAGAACUUUUUACUUUUCUUCUCCUAUUAACCUCUUCCUAAGAAUACCUACCUAGCCCCACCGAACAAAAGAUUGCCCUUGAAGGUGAACAUGAGUGGUAUCAUGGAUUCUAAAAGACCCAAUAUCAUUUUCAUCAUGGCCGAUGAUCAUGCUUCUAAAGCAAUAAGUUGCUAUGGAGCUGGUAUCAACCAUACUCCAAAUAUUGACAGACUAGCUUCUGAGGGCAUGAAAUUCAACCAUUGUUAUGUGACGAACUCGAUUUGUACGCCCUCACGUGCGGCCAUCCUAACGGGCACGCACAACCACGUCAAUGGGGUGAUGACCCUGAAUGAUAACAUCAACAAGCACUUGCCUAAUGUCGCUAAGCACCUCCGGACCGGGGGCUACAGGACUGGUAUGGUCGGAAAAUGGCACAUGGGAGAAGGUCCAGCACAUGAACCUACCGGGUUUGACUACUGGUCUGUCCUACCCGGCCAAGGAGACUACUGGGAUCCUGAAUUCAUCGAGCCUCAAGGCGAGAAUAUCGAAUCGGGGUACGUAACAGACAUCAUAACAGAUAAAUGUCUGAACUUCAUAACCGAGACUCGCAAUGCCGAUAAACCUUUCUUCGUUAUGUGUCACCACAAGGCCCCCCACCGGUCUUGGGAAUGCGAUGAUAAGCACAAACAUUUAUAUGCCGAUACACCGAUUCGGGUGCCGGAAACGUUCACAGACGACUAUAAGAAUCGGGCCAAGGCGGCGAAAGUGGCUAAGAUGCGCGUCGCAGAGGAUCUGACAUAUCAAGAUCUUGGGCUUGUGCAGCCGGAUGGCGGAAGCCGUGUGGGCGAACGAGUAGUCCAAGAGUCUGGCUCGAGCCAACGGAAGAUUCCAGUUGAUGUGACAAGGUUGAUUGAUAAAGACGACGGCGCCAUUUUUACGUUUAACAGCAAGGGCGAGCUGGCCGAGUUCAAAUUUCAGCGCUACAUGCAGCGAUAUCUUCGCGUUAUCCAAUCAGUCGAUGAUAACGUCGGGCGGAUGCUAGAUUAUCUCGAUCGGAACGGGCUUGCGGACAACACUAUCGUCAUAUACACAUCGGAUCAAGGAUUUUUCCUAGGAGAGCACGGUUGGUUUGAUAAGCGUUUUAUGUACGAAGAAUCUUUCCAGAUGCCAUUCUUGAUCAAGUAUCCCGCCGAAAUUGCCAAGGGAUCCGUAUGUGAUGACAUCAUCUGUAAUGUCGAUUUCGCGCCGACGUGGCUUGAUUUCGCUCAACUCCCGAUGCCCAACUAUAUGCAGGGAGUGUCAUUCCGCUCGCUGCUGCGAGGAGAGACACCGACAGACUGGCAACAGGUCGCGUACCACCGUUACUGGAUGCACAACGACAUCAUCCACGAGGCGAGAGCGCACUACGGUGUGCGCGAUCAAAGAUAUAAAUUAAUCUAUUGGUAUAACGAGCAUCUGGGGGUGGCUGGAGCAAGACCCGGGGCAGAAAAUGAGAAGGAAUGGGAGCUAUUCGACUGCGAACGCGACCCUCUGGAGUUAUUCAACGUUUACAAUGAACCGGAGUAUGAGCAGGUCAUCAAGGAUAUGACGCGCAUGCUAGAGAGGAAGAUGCAAGAAAUUGGUGAUGAGCCGGUUCACCCGACAAACAGGUUAUAGAUGAUGGAUGAGAGAAGAUGAA
Annulohypoxylon maeteangense is the source of this 1887-nucleotide messenger RNA. Its product is annotated as extracellular sulfatase Sulf-2. The transcript has a single exon. NCBI's taxonomy places the organism in Eukaryota, Fungi, Ascomycota, Sordariomycetes, Xylariales, Hypoxylaceae. The coding region runs from base 321 to 1865 and encodes 514 amino acids. The record is from RefSeq and is a predicted model, not a curated record.